AGUGGGUGACACUUGCUAGUGAAGCAACAAGCUAUUUUUACACUGUGGGCUUAUGUUCAUCUGGAUAGAUACAUGCUGUCUACCACAACAACAACCUCACAAGUGGAUACAUGUUAAGCUACAAGACAACAGGGAUUUGUCUUUCUUUUUGGCAUUAGAAAUUUCACUUGUUCAGGUGUUUGACUAUUAAUACCUGGCAUGGCACAACAGAAUUACAGAAUUUUUUUUCCAUCUGCUGGACACUUGACACCACAUGCUUAUUCCAAUAUGUGAGCUGCCUCAAGCCAUCGUCCCAUGUUUCCAGCUCUAUCGUCUCUGCUUGAUUCCACUGCUGUUCCACUGUUGCUACUUUUAAAAAUUUGCUUCAGGGGCUUUGUACUAAGUGGCCUUUACCUCAGCAUUUGUCAGCUUAAGGAGAGCUCAGGAAACGAGUUGUUGCAGAGAAACUUUUUGAUGCUGCUUGCCACAAAUAGAAUGCUGCGAAUAAGGAUUGGCUUCUUUUUGAAGCACAAGAUCUACAUUCUCCACUAAAAAAUGAGAUAUAAGAGUAAAAGGAAAGGACGGCAUUUUGAUCACCUUUUAGAAGGUGAACUACUUAAAUGCAAGACACCCCGUGUCAGCCACCUCCAAGACUGACAGGGACAACUGCACCCUGUCCAUGAGAGUAAGCACUUGAAAUGAGCUUGCUGGAAAAGUGCCACACAGGCCAGCGGGGAAGCAUGCAGGGCCACCGUAAAUACUCUGAUGGCUUCAGUGACACAUCCAGCUGCGGCAGCUUUAUGGAUGACACGGACAGGGAGGUCAGCAACCUCACCGAUCGUGCCUUCAGGAGCCUGUGCAUUGGAGAAGAGGCCAUUUACAAUGACUCGGAAUUCUCAUCAUCUCCUACUGAACGACAUAAAGCAUUUGCUGAGGAAACCCAACAAAAGACAGCAUCUGAGGAGACAUAUUCAUACAGCAUCCAGAAAUAUGGGGAGACAGAAGCACAGCCCGAGAUGGCCUCAACAUUCCAGCAUUCCUAUGUGGAUGUAACCCAUCAGGAACAGGCUUUCAGAGAAGGAAGCUUGCCUUACAUGAACAAUGGCUCCAAUGAGGUGACGUGGCAGCAGGGCCGGAGCUCAUCCAGAGUGUCCUCUCUAAUCAAAGCCUUUAGUGCAGGGGAGUGUUACCGUGACAGUGGGACAUGUGACAUUAUUUUGGCAAGGGAUCGGUACAGAGACUUUGGCAGUGAAUCAUGGGACAAAUCAACUCUGCUGAGCAUCCAGAGGGAACUCUCUGACUUCUCAGAAAACCAUCAUAAUUUUAAGCUGGGCUCUUUUCAGUCUUACAGAAACAAUUUUUAUGCAUCUGAAAUGGCUAGUGCAGUGGGCCAGAUGGACACAACUGUCCUGAUGAAAACCUCAAAAAGUAAGUUGUCAAUGAACUCCACAAACUGUUUUUUUCAUAGUGAAUUCAGCCCCUUCCAGCUGUGGGAAGAAUACAACAAGUUUACCUUCGAAAGUACAAAGAUGUCAGGGUUUAUGUCAGCUAAUGAAUUCCCAAGGUGGUAUGAUUCUCCCAUGUACAAAGAGCUGAAAGACAACAACAGAGUUCCUAACUCUCUGUGUGAAAAUAGGCGCUUAAGUCAGAGACAAAUUCAGGAUGUUGUGGCUAGUCAGCGCUCCAGGUCCACGCUUACCCACAAAGCCUCUGCAAUUGAGAAAAGAUGCGAAUCUGAGAUAGCAUCCAACUACCCACCCUGGAAGAAAAACAACAACUUUGUUAGGAACAAACCAGUCAACCGGCCCUCUACGGUCUCACCUUCUAAUGAGAGGACAUGUAGACCGGAUUCAAACUUAUUUAGCAAUAGUAAAGCAACACACGAGAUAGUGGUUGAAAGCACCCUACCUAGCAGUGUGACGCCAUUCAGUAUCACUCAGCUUCUCACACCGGUCAUUCACCUGAGACAAGAAACAGAGACGUCUGAGAUCCUGCAGUUUGCACACACACCCUCUGUUUCUGAUUAUUCCUCACAGAAUGAAGCUGACCCUAAACUUCAGACUGAUGUCCAACAUCUGCGUGACAGCUACAAAUCCAAAGCUUCAAGUCUUCUGUUCAACCUCAAAGACAAUCGAAAAAGAGUCAAGAGCACAUACAGUCCCACUAGAUUUAAAGGCCUAGAAAUAACAGACAGAAAUAAGCAGACCUCAAAGCUGGAGGGCCGGGAAUCCAGAUUUUCAGAUAUACUUGUAUCCCAAGAAACUGCUCAUGAGAAUUUGUCUGGAACGGAUGCACGGGCCUCAUGCAACUCAAUCCGAGAGCCCAGUGCAGCCCUUAACACCCUUAAAGAUUAUACUGAUGGCUUUGGAUCAUAUGAUAAUUUGACAUUAAAUUCACCUCAAAUUCAGGAAAGAGUCGCUAAUUACAAAUCAGUCCAUGGAAGUUCAGAGGGUUCAGAGGGUCACUCUCCCAGCAGAGAUUCGCUGGCUAAUGUAGGGCUCUCAACACACAAUUUAUCAGCACAGCAUAAAAGCUAUCUGACUUCAGAAGGUCAAUUAAAAGACCUCAACUAUACUUUUAGUCCUGCAAGGCCAGAAAUAGCAAACAUGCAUCCAAAGGCUUACCCUCCAACACAUUCUCUGCCCGCUCAGACAUCAGAACGGUACGGCCAGAGUAAUAACUUGAGUCAAAAUGAUGUACAACAAAGAAAGGAUUUUGGAAGAAAAACUUGGGACAAGUUUGAUUCAGUCAAUGAAAGAGAUGACCGAUUUGAAUCAGGGCCAUUUAGAGGAGAAAUAGCAGCUCUGAUUGAGAUGGACAAACAGAGGAAGGCCACUGCCAAGCAAUAUUCUGCCAAUGAUAAUUAUUCUGUCCGAAAGGAAACUUAUAUGCAAAAAGUGAAUGAAGACAUUAAACUUGGUCGACUUUCAAAGGAGGAAGCGAAAGAGGUCAGAGAAGACUCUAUAUCACCCAGGAAAACAUCUUACAGUGACAGUCAAUUGAACACAUUUUCAAAGCAUACUGAAUCAUAUGGAAUGCUAAAAAAACAGAAUACAACACAUCCUCUAAAAGAGGUCUAUGGUGGUUUACAAAGCCUUAAUGUAACAAAUGAUCAUGUUAAAGCACCAGAACAGAACGUGUCUUCUAACAGCAUGGCAAUGCAAAAGACAUUUGAUCAGAGAGUGUAUGCACCUUUACAAGACCAUAAAGCCCAAAAGAAUGAAGAACUGUACUCUUAUCAGCCAUAUAAGUAUGAGCAUAACAAACAGUGGCACAUGUCAACAAGUGAAGACAGGCACACCAAGGAAAGCAUGUGGAUGCAAAAAAAAUUAGAGACAAUGGAACAAACUGAUGCCAAGAGUUAUAAUGUUUCUAAUACAUUGUCAACUACAACUGAGUUUGUUACCUGCAAUGGUGCACCAAAACCCAGAUUGCAGGAUGGAGAAUCAGCCUCAUCAACUGACACCUCAGAUCAAAAUAACUCAACUAAACAAGACAGGUUCAGCAUUAAUGAUAUUCUUGCCAUCAGAGAUAACGAGCAGGCAAGAAGACUAAAGGAUAAUUCAGUUAGUAUGUCUAAAUCAGAAAAUUCACAAAGUCAAGUGAAAUUGGAUGCAGCUGAAAAACUAACCACAACAGAUCUUGCUAAGGAGCAAGAACAACAAGGCUACAAAGUGCAGGAAGUUAUAAGUCCAUCGCCUGGCUAUAUUAGAAAAGAAUUCCACAAUGCAACAAAUAUCAGCAAUGACAGAAAAGAUAGAAUAAUGAGUAAAGACACUGAGAAGGCUACUACAAGAGCAAUGUCUUACAAAGAAAGAGGCCAAAGCAAACAAGAAAUACUGACGUCGAAAUUGAAAGCACAUGCUCAAAAGGAAAUAUCAGCAAUUAAAGAAAAGGGACUUGCCAGACAAGGCAUUCUUGCAAGAAAUACAACAAAACCAAGUAUGACUAUCAAUAAUGAAGGUCAAGAAGGUCAUUCAAAUAAGAAGGAAAUCACAGCAGACAAGCUAAAUCACCUGUUUCAAGAUAUCACUUAUUCCAGUGUAACCCAGUACAAAGAACAAAAUAAAACGCAAGAUCAUCAUCUCAACAAUGAGUCGCCACCAUCAACAGAAAAGGAACCUCCAAAUGUUGAAGAUAAUCAGAAAUUUUCACUUGAAAUGAGGAACGAGAAAGUAAAACGUAUACCUUUGACAGUAGACAGGCAAAAUGACGCACAUCCAGCUGAUGAUAAAGUUUUAAUGAAAGAAACAUUUUCUCAUGUAGGAGAUACAAUAGUGUCAGAUAUGAUAAAUAAUGCCCAGAAAGACUACCAGCAAUCCAGAAUCUCUGAAGAUAGGCAAAUGAAUGUAACAAGCUCAGAGGAUAUAAACGCUAACAAGGAAUCUGUAAAACAGAGCCACGAGUUAAUGUCAGGUCAUGUGACAACUGCACACAAGCCUGAGAAAUGCACAUCCCAAAAUUCCCCAGUACUCUAUAAUGAAAAACAUGAUCAGAAAGAAAAUUUGUAUGGGAGUAACCAAAGUAAAUAUACUGAAAAGGCUUUAAUUAAACCUGCUGAUACAACCAAAAAAGAUUUUACAAGCACAGAGGCUUCAAAAUCUACUAGCGGUUUGAAUAAAAAUGACCUUUUGGGAUUGGAGAGAAACAAGCCAAGAGUUGAGGAACUUAAUGUACAUCAUAAAAGUAAGAUUGAUGCUGCAGUGGAGCAACCUAAAAUUGAACCAAUCAAAAAUAGCUCAGAGAUUACAGCUAGUCAACUGACAUCCUCAUCAAGUGACAUGAAGUUUAAAAAUGGAAUUCCACCUGCUAAACCACUAAUGGAAUCUGCCAAAUCAGAGCUCACCUCAAACCUUCAAACCAUUACAUUAAGUGCAGAUGUAGAGCAGCUUGUAACUAGAACCUAUAAACAUAAUUCUGGGCUCAGUUCAGAUUCAGAGGCAUCGUCGAUGGAAAUUACAGCCAAAGUCAAAUCUAUGCCAACAAACAAUCCAGGCUCACAAAGAAUCAUGGAGCCAGAAACACUCAAAUGUGUUAAUAAUAAAAAUGGUCAAGCAUUAAUGAUCAAAAACAAUACGACACCGGAAAAUGUUUUAUUUAACCAACAAAACAAUCCAUUGCAAGUGAAGGCUAAUGACAGUACCACUGCAAACCAAAUAAAGGAUAAUCAGUCAAGCUUAGGAACAAGUAAAGAAUCUCUAACACAAAUGGCAUCAGUUAGAGCGAAAGAAAACUGUUUACAAAAAGAUCUUCCUCAAGAUGAUGAAAAUACAAAGUCUCUGCUACGUUUCAAUAAGGAAGAUAAACAAGCAUUAAUAAUUGGAAACAAUAAAACAAAACAACAUAUUAUGGAUGACCAACAAAGCAAUGCAUCUCAAGUAAAGUCUCCAGAAACUACCACUGCAAACCAAAUGGUGGACAGUCAGUCAAAGCCAGGAUCAGAUAAGGAAUCACUAAAACACAAGACUUCAGCUAAAGCUAAAGAAAACUGCGAGCAAGAGAAACUCCAAAGAGAUGAAGACAUGACAAAGUCUUUGCUCUAUUUCAAUAAUGAAGAUGUACAAGCAUUAGCUAUCAAAAACAUUAAAACAAAGGAAAAUGUUUUGGAUAACCAACAAAACAGUGCAUCACAAGGAAAGGCUGUAAAAACUACCACUGCAAACCAAAAGAUGGACAGUCAGUCAAAACUAGAAACAAGUAAAGAAUCCCUAGCACAAAUGGCAUCAGUUAAAGCAAAAAAAAAAUCUAUGCAAAAAGAACUCCAUCAAGAUGAUGAAAAUGAUAAGGUGCUACUAUGUUUUAACAAUGAAGAUGGACAAGCAAUAAUGAUCAAAAACAUUAAAACAAAGGAAAAUGUUUUGGAUAACCAACAAAACAGUGCAUCACGGGGAAAGGCUGUAGAAGCUACCACUGCAAACCAAAAGAUGGACAGUCAGUCAAAUCUUGGAAUGAGUAAAUACUUACUACCACAAAUGGCAUCAAUUAAAGGAAAUGAAAACUGCGAGCAAAAAGUACUCAAUCAAGAUGAUGAAAAUACAAAGUCUCUGCUAUGUUUUAAUAAUGAAGAUAGACAAUCAUUAAUGAUCAAAAAUAUUAAAACAAAAGAAAAAGUUCUGGAUAGCCAACAAAACAGUGCAUCACAAGGAAAGGCUAUAGAAAGUACCACUGCAAAUCAAAAGAUGGACAGUCGGCCAAAUCUUGGAACUAGUAAAUAUUCACUAACCCAAAUUACAUCAGUUAAAGCAAAAGAACACUGUGAGCAGAAAGAACUCCAUCAAGAUGAUAGGAAUACGGAGUCUAUGCUAUGUUUGUACAAUGAAGAUGGACAAGCAGUGAAAAACAUUAAAACAAAGGAUGAUGUUUUAGUUGAUCAACAAAACAGUGCAUCAAAAGGAAAUGCUGUAGAAACUACCAUUGCAAACCAAAAGAAGGGCAGUCUGUCAAAACUAGAAACAAGUAAAGAAUCCCUAACACAAAUGGCAUCAGUUACAGCAAAAGAAAGCUUUGAGCAAAAAGAUCUCCAUCAAGUUGAUGAAAGUACAAAGUCUUUGCUAAGCUUUAAUAAGGAAGAUGGACAAGCAUUAUUAAUCAAAGAUAGUAAAGCAAAGCAAAAUAUUAUGGAUAAUCAACAAAGCAAUGCAUCACAAGAAAAGUCUACUCCUGCAAACCAAAUGGUGGACAGUCGGUCCAAACCAGGAUCAAAUAAAGAAUCACUAAAACACAAGACUUCAGCUAAAGCUAAGGAAAAUGAUCAUCAAAAAGAACCACAUAAAGAUAAAGAAAAUACAAAGAAUUUGGUGUUAUUCGACAAAAAGGAACUUUCUAAAAGCCAAAACAUGUCCAGAAUAAUAGAUAGUUCAGCAACUGUAAGUAACAGUCAACAGGUAGAGAAAAGGCCAGAAAGUGCAAUGUCAAAACAAAAAGAACUUCCUAGACCAUUGGAAAUAUCAAAAGAGAACAACAAUCACAAGACAACAAAAGAAUCUCAAGAAAAGAACCCAAGCAAUUCUGAACCCAAAAAAGCUAUAGAUAAACUAGAACCAAAUGUUUCCUCACAACAUAAAGUAAAACUAGAUGAGGGUGCAACUCAAAAGGACAAUACAAAGCCUGUUUCAACACAGAAUGUAGAAUCUACAGCCGGUGUAUCAAACAUCAUUCAUACACCUAGCAAAGUGGAGUCUGCAGAGGAGCCGAUGAUUUACAAUAUUUGUGUGUCAAGCAAAACGGAAGCAGCCUCAGACGAUGAGCCCAUGAUCUACACUAUAUGUGUGUCAAGUAAGUGUCAUAUUGAUGAGCAACAAAAUUCAGUCAAACAAGAAGAGGAGAGUUCUGUUGAAACUGAAAUAAGUGUUAAGGAUGAUAGCUUUCGUAUUGAAAAUGACAGAGCAGAAAAUGAACCUGAGGUUGUUCGCAGAAAGACUGAAGUAUCUUCAAACGUUGAAGAAAAAGAAGACAAGAUUGGAAAAUGUGAACUGACGACAACUAUGAAUAAGUCAAAUGUCAUGGGAAGAAUCACUACAUCAUACGAGGACCUCUUAGCUAAAUAUGGGCUUCCAGCAAGUGAUUACCAUGGUCAUCUCAUGUCAAAACGUACUCAAGAAGAGAGAGAGAGAAAAGAAAAGGAGGACACUGAAACUCAAUUCUCAAACAAACCAAUAAAACAUGGUAUUACCAAACCUCUGACACCCAAAGAAAAAAGCUCAGGUGACAAACAAACACAUUCAGAUGACUCAAGACAAGCCUCCAGUCAAAAGACGUCUAUUACAAGUCAACCUUUAAAGGAAGCAGAGGGAAAAAUCAAGCAAUUGCAACACUGUGAUAUCCCUUCAAACAACGUUGCUGAAAAGCAACAGAGUUCAGGAAAUAGUAUACCAAGCCUUGGCCAUUCUACAAGUGAUACCACCCUAAUACCAAAAGAUAUAAAUAGACAUGUUGAACAAGACAGAGUUACACAAAAUAUUGAACCAUCAAGUCAGAGUAGGGGAAGCAAUAUUCAAUCGAAGGAAAAGAAAGUUGAAGAGCAAGUGAGAAACAGUGAGAAAGUGCAAAGUAUGAAAAAUACAGGAAAUAUUACUGAUGACGUAUCCAGAAAGUCCACAAAGAAAACAGACAAUGAAUCCCUAAUGACUAAACAAUCGGUAAUGUGUGAAUCAACAAGAGCAGCAAAAUCUGAUGUUUUAAAAGCAUCCGUUUCCAACACAUCCUUGGCAAAGGACACAGCCAAGACCAAACUCACUGAAAGUAAAAUUCCCAAAAAGACAAUACCCCAAGCUGAAAAGAAGCUUGAAGAGGUGGAAGGUAAAGAGAAAAUGUUUAAUCAAACUGAUACAUUAAUGCUACAUCCGAAUAAAAUACACAGAAGGGAAACGUUUAAUUCAGAAAAUCAGAAAAGUAUUCAUGAGGAUAAACAACAGGAUUCUACAAUGGCUUUGAAAAAAGAAUCUGUCUCACACAAAGAUACCCAAACUCUGCAAAAGAAUGGAAAGGAGAAUUUGGAGGUGAAAAGGUCACAAGAGAAGUUACAAGUUGAACUGAACAAGAGUCAUGAAAUUACUAACCAGAUGAAGAUGGUUUCAAAAGAUACAACACAUGUUAAUAAUUACAAGGAUCAAGUUAGCAGUAUUGGUGAGGAUGUGUGUACUGUUGUAAAACACAACCAGGCUUCUUUUGAAGCCCCAAAAAUUCACUUAGAGGACAUAAAAGUGUCUACAGAGGAAGUGUCAUCAAACAAAGAAUUCAUGGUAGGCCACAAAAACCAACAUGAAGUGAUAAAGAGGAAAACUCUACAAGGAAAGAAAGUAACUGUUGUGGCUGAACAUGUGGGUGAAAAAGACUUUGCAGAGCUAAAGAAGUUACCAAUAAAGACCCUUGCAGCCCAAAAUGAACCCAAAACUGUGGACAUUAUGAAAGGGCUCUGUGAAACGGCACCCAAACCACUUAAGAGAGAUUGUCCAAGUGAAUCAGAAAAGCCAGAAAUUAAUCAACAAGAUGCAUUAGUUCAGUCUCAACAUAUAAAAGUCUGUGAUAAUAAACAACCUGCACUGAAUAGUGAGGAAAGGAAGAUUGAACAGCCUGUAUUAAGUAAAAAUGGACAAAAGGAUGGUAAUUUGAAAGUUCGAAAUGAAAACAGAAGCAGUCUCGAAGGAAAGCAAGUAAAACAUAUUGAAGCUACUGAGACAAAACAAGCUCAUCAACCUAAUACAAACCAGAAUCAGCCUGGGAGAGGUUUGGAGCCUGAAAAAGAAAGAAGUGCAAGCUAUGAACUAGAACAUGCACAGAUAUAUCAAAAGGACGCCAAGAAAGAAGGUAUGUUAUCCAAAAAUGAGGCUACACAGAGGAACAAAAAGGUGACUAGACCUGAAAUAUCAGCAAUCGCAGACUAUGCUCGACUGAAAGUUAUUGCUGCAGAAGAUGACACAAAAGAGCUUGAUAUAUUUCCAAAAACGGACUUCUACAACAGUUAUGAUCAGCCGGCUUCAAGAAUUUCUAAAGAUUCUCAUAGAAAGGUGUCAGGAGAUAUAUGGGAAGAUUCAAAACGAGAGGCCAUUUUAAGAGAAAAAGGUCAAAAUCUCAAGCAAACACCAUCAUUAGCCCAAAAGCACAAUCCCAGUACGAAUAUAGCUGAAGCAACGCCUGUAUCACUGGUAGCAUCAGGUUCACAAGGUAGAGCUGCUUCAACUCAAUCAAGGACUCCAGCAAUUCAUAGGAAAUCAAAUACUAAACAAACUUUGGAGCAAACAAAAACAGGAGAAAGUUACAAAACAUACCAGUCCAGGAAUCCCCAAGGAGACAAUAUUGCAGCAUUGCAAGCUGAGAGUACAAUAAACCGAUCAAGACAACCGGCUCAUGAUAAAAGAAUGGAGAAGACUAGCUUUUCUCAUUCAGGAAGACAAGUGUUGGGUAAUGUAAAACAAGCAGACAACCAAAUAAAUAUGGCAUCACCACCAGAAGAAGAAAUGGAAGAACUACAAUAUUACACCGUGAAUGCUCUUGACAUUGAACCAAAGCCAAAUUACACACCCGAGCCACCUCAUGAAAGUCCCAAAAUUUACCAAAACAAAUUAGAGGAAGACAAAAAGGAAGAUAGCUUGUCUUUGCAAAGUCUAACAGAAUAUGGUAAAGCUAACAUGACAGGACCCCGAUCCAACUCUUCUUCUCCAGCCAUGGGAAAACCCACCAUGUUCAGAGUGAAGGAUAAUACCAUCAGACCGUCUUCUGUGACCAAAACUGUGAAGCCACGCUUUCACAGGUCAUUCUCUGAUGACUUGAGGAUUGGUUCUCCAAAGGAACACUUGAGCGGUUCAGAGAAAGAAGAUGAAACUCAUCCCAAAGAGUCUGCUAACCUUCCUCUCUUACACGAGCCAGCUAUUGUUACCCAGCCACUCCAAAAAGUAAAGGAAACACUCCAUAACAACAUGUCCAUAGCAGAUUACUCGACAAAUAAAUUAAAAAGCUAUCAAAGAAGAAGCCAACAUUUUGAGGAAGAAGAAACCCGUUCGGUCAUCAGCACAAUGUCGGAAGAUUUAGAAAACUGUACAGCGAGACCUAUAGAUCUGGCCGACCUAAGUAUGGCCUUCAUGCCUAAGAAUGAAUUUUACAGAGAUUCCUACCGAAGGCCUGCAUCCGCCUGCUAUGAACGACCAGAUUCAGUCUGCUACGAAAGGCCAGAAUCAGCCUGUAGUGAUAUAAGAUCAUUGGGGAAACCUCCAGCGGUGCCCCCCAAAUCUGAAAAAGCUCUUCGGCGAGCGCAAAGACUUACAACAAGACGUCUCAAAAAGUCUGAGUCUCCGAAGUUAGCACCUGAAAACCAAGAACAACCAGAACCCAAAUCAAUCAGCAACAUCUCCAGCGUUCCCUCUUCACCAUCGGAUGUACCGUCAUCACAUCAAGAGGUGCAUGCCUCACCCCCUCUUUCACAAUAUGACACCCAGCCAAAUUACUCCCCCCCUGCACACAGUAUAGUGGCGCAACCUUUCCCAAUGACACAGAGAAAGCUUUUGCAAGACCCAAACUCAGGGCAGUACUUUAUGGUGGACGUACCACUACCGGUUAAGACAAAGACUUUUUAUGACCCUGAAACUGGUAAAUAUGUACAGUUGAAUGUCCGUCAGAGGUCUCAGGGUGCUUUAACACAGCCAGCACAAGUUGAAAUGUUAAAUGCUCCUUACAUGCUGUAUCGUGGCUUUCUGCCAAUGGCUGCAUCCUCAUUAUCACCCUUGAGGUCAUCAUCUGAAAUGUCAACACCGGCUGCGCUAACAGUUCAUCGGGAUAUGCUUGAGACGGGUAGCGAAGCGUGGACUCAGAAUGUUCAUCACAGCAGAGAUUCUCAGCAAUACCCUGAAACACAGUAUGGGUCACACGAGCAAAUUCACAACCCGGCUUUGUAUGCAGAAAACAAUGUUGAUGACAAUGACAGACACAGAGAUAUUAUAACUAUGAGUGAAUUAGAGGACUUUGCAAUGGAGAGCACAUGACAAGAAAAGAUAGUUUAAAUAGGUAAAUGCUGUUUGUACACAAAUCUAUCCUUUUAUGACUGUAUAUCUAAGCUAUUUAAAUGUGACUUUUAAAUUAAAGGUGUUCAAUUUGUAUUCAAAGAUUGCUAUUAAACUGCAUUGUGUUUUGUAGCCGAGGGGAA
Messenger RNA from Danio rerio (zebrafish), 11614 nucleotides. The record is from RefSeq and is a predicted model, not a curated record. Lineage: Eukaryota; Metazoa; Chordata; Actinopteri; Cypriniformes; Danionidae.